AUGGGGCUGACAAGCAAUUUGUGGAAGAGCUCAUCUCUUUUGAGCACCGAGAGCGACGAAAUUCAUUACAGCGAGCAAGAUGAUCAGGACUUCGCUUCUGACAUCUACAUCCUGGCGGAAAGCACCACGGACGAGCUCCUGAAUUCCUGGAAGGUCUUCACCGCGCUGAAGGAUGAGAGCUACCAGGGCAGGCGGCUGGAGAAUGCAGCCUGGCGCCUGCAUGCCAUGCAGAAGCUGGGCAAAAGCCCCAGCAAGGAGGCGGAGUCUCGCAUCACCGGGCGUGAGGCGAACAGCGGUUCGACCGAGUCUCUUGUCAAGGUGACUGGCGAGGAGCAUCCGCCCAUCAUGCAGGCAACCUGGAGUGCAGAACAGCUGCUUGGGGCCUGCUUGAAGCACAAGCUCUCCAAUGAAACGAUGGAAGAUGUGCUGCAGAUCCUGCACAGCAGAAAGUUUGACUCUGCCGACGUUCCCCGCACCUCCUCUGAGCUGAGAGCCCUUCCUCAUGGCCAGUAUCGGCCAGUCUGCGCCAUUUUCACUCACAGUCUUGAAAGGAAUGGUGCGAACAAUUUCUGCCUCUACAUCGCAAGGGUCCUGAAGCAAAGUCAGCCUUUGACAAUCUUCUCCCCAAAGGCUGGCCCCAUGAAGGAAGACUUCGAGAAGUUGGGCCUGCAGGUGAGCAUCGUCGACACCACCUCCCCAACCUUUCUGUCCGACCUUGCCAUCUCCUUGAAAGAGCUGAAAGUGGGCAUGCUACUUGCGAACACCAUCAUGCGCUGUGACAUCAUCCUCAUGGCGGCAGAUCUUCAGCUUCCCUCCGUCUGGGUGAUUCACGAGUCCUGGCCACAAGAUCAGCUGGACCAUUAUGCGAAGGAGGUGUUUAUGUGCAAGGACAUCGACUCGAAGGUCAUCCGCCAGGCAUUUAAGGCAGCAGGGACGAUUAUCUUUCCAUCGGACAUGCAACGCCACCUCUACGACGGCAUGUUCCAGCCCGAUGCUGGAAGGACUAUCUACAACGGCAUCCCUCUGCAGCAGCUGGACCACUUCAAGCAAAGCAGAAACAGGCGAGAAGUGCGAGCAGCGCUGGGUUACACAGACGAGGACUUCCUGGUGCUGCACCUGGGCACGGUCUGCAGCAGGAAGGGGCAAAUGUUCUCGGCGACGGCAUGCUCCAGACUCAUCAAAGAGGAUGGGUGCGCAAAUCUCAAGCAACUGAUCGUUGGCGCUCGGUACAUCAGGGAUCAUGAGAUUCGGUACAUCGACCAGAUCUUUCAGGUCGCGGCCGCACAUGGUGUCUCCUGCAGGCGGUGGGAGGAGCUGGCAGAAGAGGAGCGUGGACAGCCUCAGAUCACCGUCAUGGACAUCCAAGCAGCCGUCUUGCAGUUCUACAUGGCUGCAGAUGUCGUUUUGGUCCCAUCCUUGAACGAGGUCUUGCCACUGGUCAUCUGUGAAGCCAUGGCUUUCGAACGACCAGUGGUAUGCAGCCGAAUUGAUGCAAUCCCAGAGGCUGUGACCGACGGAGUUGAGGGCUACCUGGUGCCCCCUGGAAGCCCUGAUGCCAUCCGAGCAGCUGUGCUGAAGCUGUACCGGGACCCGGCCCUAUGCCAGAGGAUGGGUGCAGCAGGCAGGGCUCGUGUCUUGAAGCAAUUCAGCUACAGCCGAAUGGGUGAGCACUACCGAGAGUUGCUGGACACCGUGACUACACAACCAGCCAUGCCAGCCACUCUGAAGGCACCGUCCUUAGGCGAGAUGCUCAAGGGCCGCACAGUACUAGUCGACAUGGACAACACCAUCGUCGAUUGGGAUGCGGAGUUUAUCCGUCGCUACGCUUCUGGCCGUGACCUCCCGGAGGUAGAGAAGAUCGUGCGCAACCGGGCGAAGUUUGAAAUCGAGGAGAACUUCCCCGAGUCGGCGCGUGCAGAGGUCCUUGAGACGGUGGCUUCGCCGGGCUUCUACGAGAGCUUGCAGCCGCUGCCUGGUGCCGUCGAGGCUUUGCAGGCACUCGUAGCCGAGGGCGUAGAUGUGAAGCUCGUCACAGCUCCGCACCCGACCUGUCCUGGGACUUGUGCGAUGGAGAAAUACACGUCAGUUGAGCGCAUGUUGGGAGCUUCCUUCCAGGAACGUUUGAUCAUCACAAGGGACAAGACCCAGGUGCAGGGAGACAUCCUCAUUGAUGACAAGCCACAUAUCUCGGGCAGCAAGCCGCGCCCUUGGAAGCACGUCAUCUUCAGCCAGUCCUACAACCAAGACGUUCAGGGCAAGGACCGCCUUUCGUCUUGGACUUCCUGGCGGGACGUGCUUCCCGGGGCUUUCUGA
Molecule: messenger RNA, 2313 nt
Organism: Symbiodinium necroappetens
Lineage: Eukaryota; Dinophyceae; Suessiales; Symbiodiniaceae
Source: the annotation of a GenBank genome assembly